Molecule: messenger RNA, 3186 nt
Organism: Symbiodinium necroappetens
Lineage: Eukaryota; Dinophyceae; Suessiales; Symbiodiniaceae
Source: the annotation of a GenBank genome assembly
AUGUUUCCAUCUCGUGUCAACGUUGUCUAUGGAAAACGAUGGGCCAUCGCAAAAAAGCAGCAUGGAAACUGCCGUGUCGACAUCGUGCACGUUUCCGAGGUGGAAAAGGAGCGGCAAUUCCGAAAGAACGGAGAUGUGAAGUGGCUGAUCCAAAAGGAUGGCAGGUCCGAAGGGUUCUUGAUCAGAAAUGAUCAUCAUCCCCGUCGUGCCCUCACAGGUGGCAUCCCGAUGAUGCUUGAGAGUGUCAGUCGGUCCAACAUCAACCAGCGAUGGCUGCUUUGCUUUCCAAGAGGUCCUCCCGGGCCUCACGAGCCCUUUUUCAUCAAGAGUGCCAUCAGUGGGAUGUACCUUGUCGUUGAUGAGGGCCUGCGGAUGGUGACGUUGCAAAAGGAUCCUCCGGAGCUUCACUGGCGCGUCCAUGAUGCGACGCGCAAGGCGGAAUCCUUCAGUACCUCCCUCGUGCGACGCCCAGCAGACAUGGCUGCAGAAUUUGCUGCAGAGCUUGAUUUGCACAGUUUCAAGCUGGCGUACGACCGACGUCGCAGCACCGGGGCUCAAACUGGGGUUCGCGGUCGCGAGGGAAACACCAGGAGCUUGGCCGAGGCAGGCAGUAGCUUCGGAGGCAACUUCCGAAAGACCGCCUUUGCAGCGUACGUCUUCCCCAAAGGAAGACAGCUGGAGAGAGAUGGAACACAGAGGCUAGAGCACGCAGAGCAACGACAGAUUGCGGGUUUGGUGGACCCUGCGUUGUGUCAGUCAGCGGCGACGGCAUACGCAGCAAGCAAAAGGUUUCAGAAAGAGAGGCUGCUUACGAAUUACUGGCAGCAUGCUGAAGGUGGAGUGAAGCUAGCCACCUUUGUCACGAAGAAACCGGCUUCCCGGUCUUCGUCUGUCCCAAGCCUAACACGUGCAGCUGAACCAGAACCCAAGGCAACGCCAGAACCGGUUCAAGAGCCCGAGCCCGUCGAGGAGGUGCUCUCAGAACCAGUUUUCGAAGAGGAGGAGCAGCCUCAGGAGCUGUCGGCGUCCAUGCAGUCGCGGAUGAUGAACUCGCGAUGGUAUCCGCAUCCUUCGCUGACAAGAGGUUCGCUGAAACUGUCGACUCCAGCAGCUCUUGCACAGGGCAUAGAUCCUGAGAAGGACAAAGGCCACCAAUGCCCCUUCUUCGAGGGUAGCAAGCAUCGCUUCAAAGACGUGCAAGACCGACCAGAUGCUCAACUGAGAGAGUCUAUGCGAUCCAUGAAAUGGAAAUCGGAGGAUUUGCCUUGUGGCGGCCAGUUAGAGGAAGCCUUGGCGCUUCCCGACUUGGAGCCCUACGACGGUGAUGUCAGCAGCGCCUUCAGAGAAGGGCCGGCCUCUGGCAGAUCUGUUGCCGAUGUGUCCUCGCCUCCCGACUUGGAUGCUUCGUCAAGCUUCACCCCAGUGGAGCAGAUGCUGCACGAAGAGAUGGUCCUCUGCGAUGCGCACGAGCUGCUGCCUGAAGGGAGCGGCCUGGCACCUGGAGAUGUGUUUCAACGCCUGUGGGGUCGUGGCAAUUCUUUUGUGCAGAGCUACCAGGCGCGCAGAAACGGCCGGGACGUGUGUUGGUCUGGUCCAGGCAUUAGUGAGAACAGGCCGUGGGAGGCAUUUGCUGAGCUCAAGUGCUCUGUCCGGGUCCCAGUGCUGGGAUGGCGGCCGUACCAAGAGGUCAUGCGAUUUGCACUUUGCUAUGAACCUGCAGCAUUUGCUGGCAAGUUUUCCGAGAUGGAUGUCAGUGAAGUGUUGGCGGUGCAGCUGGUUGGGAAUGUCGAUGCCGGCAGCAUGGGGAACUUUCGCAGUGAGAACUUGAUGCUCUUUUAUCAGCCGAUGUGCCCAGGGCCAACUGUGCUUCGGGCGUUGGCUUUGACUCCCAAAGGACGGUUCUCGAGUAUGGCGGUCGAUGGCCACCGCAAGGCUUUAUCCGAUUUUAUUCAUGCUGUGCAAGACGAGGCAAAGAAAUGGCACGUCAAUGGGCAUCAACCUGUCAAGGCAUGGGACAGCACUGAAAGGAGAGUGCUGUUCUCAAAUCUGUCCGAUUCCAAGACGAACCUUGCAAAGACCUUUCGAUGCAAAGUCUUUGUUGCUUUGACCCUGCUCCUGCCAGCUGGCAGCGCCAAGCCAGCAGUGAAACGGGGCAAGAAUGAAAAGGAGGUGGUGGACUACCAUGACAGCGCUGUGACCAGUUUUCUUGACAGGCUCGGCGUGCCCCAGGAGCGGCAUUUGGAAGCCUGCUUCGUGCCGUGUGGAGGCUUCCUGGUGAACGGGCAGAUUUCCGAAUUCGAAAAUGAUGUGUGCUACGGAAAGAUGCUUGAGAUGCAUCGAGCAACGCAUGACAAGGAGCUCGAGAAAUCGGCUGAUUACCCCUACGGGAGCUACUUCGUUGGCAAGAAGCGUUUGUGGGAAACUCGCGUGCAGCUGAAGUUCAAAAAGCCUCCGAUACAGUCUGAAAUGUUUUUCGGCAUCGAGCUGGAGAAGUAUGUGCCAAUGUCCAGAUCCGUCAAGCGGACAAUGGAUGGAGUAGUUCGCAUGUUGAAGGGUGUGGUGGGAAACCAAAUAUACCACAGCGUGGGCGACAACCCGGAGGAAUGUGCGGAUUCGGCAGAACUCGAGAUGCCUACGUUUGUGAUGCCCAUGUGGGCGUUCGAUCAGUACAUCGUCACAGCUGAGGGGGAAGUUCCGCCAGAACUGGAUGACGAAUGCAUCCCAGAGUUAGGUUCGAAGCGCUCCGGCAGAGUCUCGGAGUUUCGAAAGGAGCUGGACAACAUAGUGUUCGAGGUUGGCCCGACUUAUACACUCUGCUUCUGGGGCAUCUCCCAGUGGCUGGACAAGCUGAACUGGCAGCUCAAGCUGCCGCUUCUGGGUCGACUUCACAUGGAUCAGUUUGCUGGCUCACCACCGGUGCAUGUUGUCAUUUACACCCUCAACAGAUCGCAUGAUCCGGAUGAAAAAAGACAUCUCAAUUCCAGGAAGCAGUACUAUCUCAAUGUUGCGUUCUGGAGCUCCAACCAUAGGCCUCGCGGUGAGCGUGUCAUGGAGCUCCUUGGUGCAGCAACGCGAGCGCUGGAUCCAAGUCGGUUCAGCCCGCGCAUGGGUGGACUAUCCCCAGUGAAGAGGCGAGCAGAUGCAGGUGUCGCCUCCAGUUGGCUGGCCUGCUGCGCGGGGCACUGA